Opisthorchis viverrini is the source of this 300-nucleotide messenger RNA. RefSeq lists its product as hypothetical. The transcript is spliced from 2 exons. Lineage: Eukaryota; Metazoa; Platyhelminthes; Trematoda; Opisthorchiida; Opisthorchiidae. The record is from RefSeq and is a predicted model, not a curated record. The annotation marks the transcript as partial.
GCAGCUGCUUAGCGUACACUAGCUGGCCUCACUCUGUUGACAUCGCAACUGAAGCUCACCAGAUACCAGUUGUUAAAAAAUCCGCCAUCACCGGUUCUGAUGUUCCAACAGUUGUUAGGAAGGUGCUUUUCUACAUUGCCUUAAACUACAAGGCUUCACACAUUGUAAGCCCGUUGCAAGAAACAUCACCAAUUUUUGAAGCAAGCAGCAGUUUGCAAGCAGUCAUCGCAAAUACGUUGAGGAAUCCCAUUAGUGAAUUUGGCCUAUUUUUCGCUAGCAGGGAACAAACAAACAAUCAGA